AAUUUUUAUCAGUUGCGCUGAAAGCUUGAGGGACGACGCAAAUGCAAAAGAUCAAGUGUGUUGCAGUUGGUGAUGGAGGCGUGGGAAAAACUUGUUUGUUUUGGACAUACGCAAUGAAAGAAUUUCCGCAAUCUAUACCGACAAUACAGGACCACGCAUUAUGCAUUUCAAGAGAUAAUAGUAUAUAUAAUUUAGGACUUUUCGAUGCCGCUGGAGAAACGGAAGAUAAACUGAGACCGCUAAUGUAUCCAGGUACGGACGUAGCGUUGGUCUGUUUUUCAGUGGUAUCGCCACAAAGUUUUGAAAGUGCCAAGUCAAAAUGGAUACCAGAAAUUUUACAGCAUUGUCCCGAUGCCCCAUUCAUUCUGGUUGGUACAAAAUCGGAUCUGCGAGAUGAUAUUGCAACACUGGAAAAAUUAUCAAGUGUGAAUGAAACUCCUGUAACCGUAGAACAAGGACAAGACACAGCUCAAACACUUGGAGCAGCUGACUAUGUGGAAUGUUCAGCACAGACAUUGUUAGGCGUAGAAGACACCAUAAAUCACGCUGUAGACGCUGUUUUGCUGAACUUCAGUGCAAAAUCGAAACGGACAAAAUGUUCUAUUUCAUAGAUUUCGAUUACAAUAGUUUUUUAUUUUUAUUUUACAUGGAAUCAAAGCGAUAUUUUUUCAAAUUAGAAUAUCAUCAUUGGUGACAGGCAAGUUGAAGCUUCGCGCAAAAAUAACAGAUAAUUUUUAUCUGAGCAUCAGUAUUUUAGGUACAGGUACGGAUUUGUUUUAUCCCGUUUGAAUUCGAUAAGAUAUUUAGGAAUAGCUGUUUAGAACACAUUCAUUUACAAAAUAUGUUAGAAUACCGUGAAUAUGGAGAGCUGCAAUAAAUUGUAUGGAGAUCA
Messenger RNA from Styela clava, 892 nucleotides. The record is from RefSeq and is a predicted model, not a curated record. NCBI's taxonomy places the organism in Eukaryota, Metazoa, Chordata, Ascidiacea, Stolidobranchia, Styelidae.